Molecule: messenger RNA, 1047 nt
Organism: Diaporthe batatas
Lineage: Eukaryota; Fungi; Ascomycota; Sordariomycetes; Diaporthales; Diaporthaceae
Exons: 2
Coding region: 1-1047 (348 amino acids)
Source: RefSeq, a predicted model, not a curated record
AUGGAUAGGACCUCUGAUCACGGCUCACUCGGCGUGUGCCGCCAGGAUACUCGUGCCCCGUAUAGGCAAAUCUCGACCGAGUGGAUUGAGCAUACACAAACACUUGACAUUCUUGUUUUCGCCAACACUUAUUCCGGCGAUGGCGAAACGAAUAGUAGCGACUUUCCAUCCUGGGUAAUCAACUGGGAUCUGCCCACAUCGCCGAUUUGGGCUAGAGCCCUCCCUUGCAGGUUUAAAAUCAUCCCGUAUGACGAACCAAAGCGUUCAGGCCUGUGGAAAUGGUUAGAUAAUCUUUAUUUCCACGGCCGGGGCGACCGAGCCAGGUGCCUUGAAAAAUAUGAAGGGGCAACCCCUGGGACACAGCCGUUGUGGGCUUUUCACAAUCACGGCAAGAGCCUUGCCGUCGCCGGUGUCGUCUUGACUCAAAUUACUUCUCAUUUCACGCCGCCGCAACCCAUUCGGGAUCUCUUCUCUCUAUAUUACGACGCAAGUGUCGGUAUGAGCAGAGACCAAUAUAUGAGUUCGACAGGUCCUUGCGGAGCGUUCCUGGAUAGAGCAAGGGGGGGUCCCGAAGGUCCCGAGUUCUUCCUGUGGCUGCAGCGGAGGCUGGCCGCAGGCAGAGAAAAGCUUGCGGCAUCUUGGCGUGAAGACUCAUUAGACUCAUUCAUGUCCAAGAUUGCGUUACAUGGAUUUCCAGACGAAAGUCACGAAAAGGAAUGGGGGGUCGAUUGGAUGUUGGGAGAAAAGGAUCUUUGUGCCGCGGCCAGUCAAACAAGGAGAAAUUUGCGAAACGAGAGGCUGAGUCUGGUUCUCUGCGAGACCAACUCCGCAUGUCCCGGUAGUCUGGCAUACGCUGCGAGAGGAGCUCAGAAAGGGGACACGGUGGCUCUGGUUUCUGGGGUGUCAUACCCUCUCGUGCUUCGCCCUACUGGCGACAAACGCUCCAGGUUCAGACUGAUUGGACCUAUCUUCCUGCCGGGGGUGAUGGACGGAGAGCUGAAGGAUCUGUUGAAGCCGGAAGUGUUUGACGAGAUGGUGUUGGUUUAA